Molecule: messenger RNA, 2226 nt
Organism: Micromonas pusilla CCMP1545
Lineage: Eukaryota; Viridiplantae; Chlorophyta; Mamiellophyceae; Mamiellales; Mamiellaceae
Exons: 2
Coding region: 1-2226 (741 amino acids)
Cellular component (GO): cytosol
Source: RefSeq, a predicted model, not a curated record
AUGACCUCGCCGACGCGCCCGCAGCGCGGGGAGUCGAAGUGGGCGACGAAGAAGACCGCGGACGUCGCGCCGGCGCCGGCGAUCCCACCCACUCCGAAGACGUCGUCGUCGAAUUCUCCGAUCGACCGCUUCCGCGCGAGCGUGGAAGCGCGCGACGACGCCGCCGCCUGCGCGGCGCUCGACGAGGUCGCGACGCGAGCGAGAGACGCCGCGACGCGCGCGUCGCUCGCGCGCGAAGGCGCGCCCGUCGUCCUCGCCGCCGCCCUCGCCGCGGUCGUCGAGAUCGAAGCCCCCUCCGCGUUCGCGUCUCGAUCCGCCUAUCUCCUUCCGCUCCUCCGCGCGCUGCGAAACUGCGUCGCGGGCGAGCCCGUCGCGCGCGGCGGCGCGUGCGGCGCCUCGACCGGCGUCCACGUCCUCCCGAACGCGCUCCGUCGCCUCCUCCCCGCGCUCGCGACCGCGGCGGAGCGCGCGACGGACGAGAACGACGACGCGGUGAGCGAGUUGGUCGUCGCGACGCAGCUCGCGUGCAACUGCGCCGUCGGCGGCGGCGCCGACGCCGACCUCGUGUGGCGCGCGGUGUUCCCUGACGGCGUCGCCGCCGUCGCGGCGCUGAGAGGACCCGCCGCGCGGCGCGCGCACCCGCCGCUGUGCAUGCUCGCGCACGCGCGCGUGAUGAGCGGCGGUCGCGGUCGAGAGGAGAGCGGGGAGGAGGUCGGGGAAGAAGCCAGGGACGCCGUGGACGACGACGACGUCGUCGGGUUUCGCGCGGGACGCGCGCUGUGGUCGCCGUUGCUCCGCGCGGCGUGCGACGACGCGAUCGGCGCGGGAGGCGGCGGCGGCGGGGAGUGGUUGCCGCGGUUUGUGAGGGCGGCUUGCACGCACGGCGGGGAGCGGUUCCCGGCGCUGUGUCGGUCGCUGCCGAGAGGCGCCGCGGACGUCGCCGCGGCGAGGGACGACGCGUUGCGGAGGAAAAUUUUAGCCCUCGCCGUCGAUGGCGGCGGCGGCGCGAAGAUCACCGAGCUCCCGGACGAGACCACGACCGAGAGGUUCUCCCUGACGCAGGCGACGCUCCUCGCGCUCGUGCACGAGGAGAUCGGGAGCUCGCCGCCGCCGCCGCCGCGACGCGACGCCGACGCCGACGCCGCCGCGCCCGGCUCCGCCGAACCGCCGGCGCCGUCGCCGUUGUCCGACGGCGCGCUCGCGUAUCUUUUGGACAUGACCUCGCGCGCGGCCGCGGCGGUGCACGCGUCGGCGUCGGCGUCGACGGAGGUGAAGGCGAUUCCGGCGGCGAAUCCCGACGACGACGACGACGACCAGCCGGCGGCCGCCGCCGCCGUGCUCCGCGAGAGCCUCAAACUCGUCCGAAGACUCACCGAGCUCGAGAUCCGCCCGUCGUCGAUGAACACGCCGCAUGACGUCGUCACCGCGCUCGCCGCGAUGGGCCUCCCGAGACUCCUCCUGGGCCUGACCGCGGCGCUCCCGCCCCCGAUGGGCGCGGGAAACACGUCCAAGGCGCGAGGGCCGACCGCGGCGCCGAGGUUGGACCCGGACGUCGUCGGGGGCCCCGCCGCGUUGCGGGACGGCCACGCGCCGUUUCCGACCGCGCGGCCGUGGCCGGGGUACCGCGUCGACGCGCUCGCGCCGCUCGCGAACGCGAUGUUUAACCGCCCGGGGGUGUGCGACCAGGUCGUGAAGCUCGGGGGCGUGCCGAUCAUCCUCGCGGCGACGCGUGGGGAGGAUGGCGAGGAUUUUCUGCGCGAGUGGGCGCUGUGGGCGACGCGGAACCUGUGCCACGGGAGCGAGGACGCGAGGAAGGAGAUCGAGUCGAUGCAGCCGGAAGCCGCCGCGGACUCGCAGGAGCUCGCGGCGAUGGGAUUGAACGUGAGCGUCGACCCCGCGACCGGGAAGGUCAGGGUGAAGUCGAUCGGGAAGGAAGGCGGCGCGGGGGAGCGGUACGACGGCGUGGGGACCGGCGGGACCGGCGGGGGGGGGUCGGCGGCGGCGGCGGCGACGACGACGACGACGGCGACGGCGACGACCGCGGGGACGGCCCUGGGGCCCGGGGAGCUCCUCAUGACCCCGGGCGGGGCGAGAACGCCCGCGGGGAGGGCCGUCGCCGCCGCGCUCAUGGCCGGGUUCGACGCGGACCAAUUUAAAGACGCGGGGGACGACGACGACGACGACGUGGACGUUCCCGCGCACUGGAAAGUCGCCGACUUGAGCUAA